Kickxella alabastrina is the source of this 1582-nucleotide messenger RNA. Its product is annotated as mitochondrial carrier domain-containing protein. Lineage: Eukaryota; Fungi; Kickxellomycota; Kickxellomycetes; Kickxellales; Kickxellaceae. The record is from RefSeq and is a predicted model, not a curated record. Gene Ontology annotation, molecular function: thiamine transmembrane transporter activity. Gene Ontology annotation, biological process: thiamine pyrophosphate transmembrane transport. The transcript has a single exon. The coding region runs from base 97 to 1140 and encodes 347 amino acids. Gene Ontology annotation, cellular component: mitochondrial inner membrane.
AUCACUUCUCCAACUCUCUCUUAUAUUUGCAUUCUAUCCUCGCACUUCCUUUUUCGCGCUUUCUUUUUGCAAACAAUUCGACGCAAAAAUAAUAUAAUGUCGUCGACCACGCCAAUUCCAACGACCAUUUCGGCCCAAACCACAGCACCAAAGCCAUCCAACGACAACCCACUGCUCAAAACCACACGCUCAAACUCAACACGCCCACUAACAUCUCUAGAAAAUGCAUUCUGCGGAGCCACUGCCGGAUUAAUAGCACGAGCUAUUGUUUCGCCCUUUGACGUCAUCAAGAUUACACUCCAGCUGGAAACCCAAAAGCGCACCUACGGGAUCCUGCGGCCAACAAGCACCGGCGUUCUGGCGUGUGCCUCGCGGAUUCUGAAGAAAGAGGGUGUCCGCGGCCUUUUCAAGGGCAACCUUUCUGCGGAGUACCUUUAUUUGACAUACGGGGCGUCCCAGUUUUUGAUUUUUGGCACUAUAGAACAGAUGCUAGGGCGUGUUAGUGGGAUGCACAAGAGUGUGCGGUCUUUUGUUGGCGGCGCCAUGGCGGGAGCAAUAGCCACGAGCGUGACCUAUCCGUUUGAUCUCCUGAGAACCAGGUUUGUAGCGCAGGAGGCUUCGCAUAAAGUGCACACGUCGAUUAUCGGUGCCGUGAGGCAGAUUUCUCGGGAGGAGGGAAUUAGGGGAUUUUACCGUGGCCUAUGGCCUGCAUGCCUGCAGAUUAUGCCGUAUAUGGGCAUAGUCUUUACCAGUUACGACGCCCUAGGGUCCGGGUACAGGUGGAUGCGCAGGAGCCUGUUUGUGUCCCAGUCAGGUGUUUUUAGGACACUGGAUUCUGUGCAGGAUGCGCUUAUUGGCGGCGGUGCUGCGGUUAUUGGGAAAUGCUGUGUGUAUCCUUUGGACCUUGUUCGGAAGCGCCUGCAGGUGCAAGGCCCCUAUUUGAAGAACUAUGCCAAUGGCAGUGUACCCCAGUAUACGGGGAUGUCUAAUGCAUUGGCAUAUAUUGUUCGGCAUGAGGGAUUUCUUGCCUUAUUUCGUGGUUUGACCCCUGCAUUGAUCAAGGCUGCACCGGCAUCGGCCACUGUUUUUUAUAUUUACGGCCAAACCCGGGAUCUCAUUUUGACACUUAGGCCCGAGUGAACCAAAUAAACCAAUAAAAGUGCAUAUCGGCGGCAUCUAUCCAUCUAAUUUCUUUGCUUGUAGUAUGUACGCUACUUUGAGCCCAUCUAUCAACUAAUUUACCCGAAAGAAAUAUGUAUUCUUUAUAUAAAUUUGAAUUAGAACAUACUAUAAGCCCAAGAUCUACAAUUGCUAGCCACCAAAUAUCCUUGGUCGUGUUUUUAUGCCAUAUAUCCUAGUUCAAUACCCCUCAAGUGCACAGUUUUCUUGUUGUUUUUAGCGAUCGCAUACCUAUAAAAUAUAUGCUCAUAUUUAUUGCGCAACGACCCAAGAGUAUCCCCUCCCUGGACAACGCAUUUUUGUAACCCACUUGGCUUUUAAAUGGGCCUCGUAUCCAAAGUCAGAAACUGUCACGUUAGGAUAAUAACUGCAAAAAGUAUGUUUAAAGACGCUGAUAUUAAAG